Messenger RNA from Clupea harengus (Atlantic herring), 2100 nucleotides. It is a transcript of the gene tmem229b, whose product is annotated as transmembrane protein 229B. The record is from RefSeq and is a predicted model, not a curated record. Lineage: Eukaryota; Metazoa; Chordata; Actinopteri; Clupeiformes; Clupeidae.
AGUGAUACUCUGUAUCAGGUCAUGUGAAUCAUCAACUAGACAUUUGUGUUGGGAAAGGUCAGAGACUAGAUACUGGUGGAACUGCUUAAAUGUAUCUAACCCUUUUACUUUCUGUUAGCAAAUGAUUAUGAAGCUAAAAGAUGUGGCAUGAGUAUUGCCUCUGCGCUUGCUGGCAUCAUGGAGCUGAUUGUUUCUGCCAGACUUUCUGUGAACACACAUUUUUUGCACAUCAAAGACUGUCAUUAUUACUUCCACCACAAACUUGCUCAUCAUCAAUUGGCCAGUGGCUGGCAACUCAGGCCAAUACCAUCCAAAUUUGUAUGAGUAGACAUAAUUUCAUCCUCCAAUAGACUAACAAAGGGGAUGGCAAAUCAUUUUCUUUCAUCCUGACCCAUUGCCUUGGCUCACCUUAGAAUGCAGGAAGGCUCUUAGAGAGGCUUUGUAUGGCUACUGAAAGGUUGCCAUGACAUCCAGGCAACCCAGUGAACCCUGUCCAGAACUCCUGGUCUAAAGGCUUUGUCAUGUAUGGAGCCUCUAAUCACUCUGGUAUUUUUUUAUGACUGUGUUCAUGUGGAAUAACUCCCCUGUAUAGGAGUUGUUCCCAAUUUAAAAGCUAAAUGCUUGUGUGUUGUUUUGGUGGAGAGAGUUAAGAUGUCUUAUUUCAAGUUAUUUUGAACUUCUUUAAUUAGGUCCAUCAACACUGAACACCAAAUGUAGCCUAACAUCUGAUCUUGACAUAUAGGCCUAGGGUAAUGAAAACUUGUAUUGGUGGUGUAGACACAGGAAGUGUGUUUUACAUGUGUAUAAAGGCUAAUUAAAAAGCUACAGGAAGGUCAUUCUGUGAUUGAAUAUCAUCUAUAAUGAGACAUUUUAAAAGAAUACACUAAUUGACACUGAAUAGCCCUAUCAAUCAUAUAUAAUGUUACUUUUAAAUAGGCUAACCUAAUAGGUUUUGCUUAAUUGCUUGUUCACCGUUCAAACAUUUAGCCAAAUCUUAGGAAAUGUUGUUAAAGGAUGGGAAAUCUACCGGCCACGAAAUAGUUAAACAAGAGAGCGACCUCUGAGGAGCCCGAGCAUGUGCUGCGGACUGCUGCAGUGAAGUCAAAAUGUGUCAAUUUUCAUUGGAUGGCAGAAAGAGAGAGAGGGAGAGAGACACGGGGGGAGAGAGAGAGAGUCCGACCAAAGCGACAGUGGCCGAAAACCUGCGGAAAGCUUGGACAUUUGCUUUAUUUAAGCCGUUUAAACUGAAUUCGCUUCAUUCAUUUUCGGGAGAUUCACAUCUAAAAAUUGACGGGCCCCUGCAGGCCUCCACCUGCCCCCCCUCUCCACGCCAUCGGCCCCUUCUCUGCCAUAACAGAGGGACAACCACCACAGGGAUGGUCUCCGCGGAGAUGCCACCGGUGGCGGCGGCAGCAGCCGCGGCGGCGAUGCUCCCCGAGCCCCUGACGACCAUGUCGCGCUGGUACCUGUACGCCAUCCACGGCUACUUCUGCGAGGUGAUGUUCACCGCCGCCUGGGAGUUCGUGGUGCACUGCAACUGGAAGUUCCCCGGCGUGACCAGCGUGUGGGCGCUCUUCAUCUACGGCACGUGCAUCCUGAUCGUGGAGCGCAUGUACCUGCGGCUGCGCGGCCGCUGCCCCGUGCUGCUGCGCUGCCUCAUCUACACACUGUGGACGUACAUGUGGGAGUUCGGCACGGGCUUCCUGCUGCGCCAGUUCGACGCCUGCCCCUGGGACUACUCGCAGUUCCGCUACAACUUCAUGGGCCUGAUCACGGCCGAGUACGCCGUGCCCUGGUUCUGUGCCUCCUUCCUCGUGGAGCGGCUGGUCAUCCGCAACACGCUGGGGCUGCGCUAUCAGGAGCUGGGAGAGCCGGGGUGUGCUGGAGGAGGAGGAGGAGGAGGAGCGCAACGGGAGCAUGGGGGGAGAGGGGCGCGGAGUGCGAAUGGAUAUGUGAAGGUGGACUGAGACGGGGAAAGAAUGCGACGGCAGCAGGACUGCUCGUCUCUGACCUCUCCUGUCUGUCACUGUUAACGUGCAUACACUCCUAUACACACACACACACACACACACAUCCACACAGAAUUACAUGGAAGAAAGA